CCCCUGCACUCGGGUCUCCCCGCAGCCUGUGGGCAGCCUCACGCGUCCAGCCGGAUCGUGGGGGGCCAGGACGCCCGGGAAGGAGAGUGGCCGUGGCAGGCCAGCAUCCAGCACCGCGGGGAGCACGUGUGCGGGGGCUCACUCGUCGCCCCCCAGUGGGUGCUCACGGCCGCACACUGCUUCCCGAGGCGGGCGUCCCCCUCCGAGUACCGCGUGCGCCUCGGGGCGCUGCACCUGGGGCUCUCCUCGCCCCACGCGCUCUCCGCACCGCUGCGGAGGGUGCUGCUGCCCCCCGACUACUCCGAGGAUGGGGCCCGCGGCGACCUGGCACUGCUGCAGCUGCGCCGCCCGGUGCCCCUGAGCGCCCACGUCCGGCCCGUGUGCCUGCCCAAGCCGGGGGGACCGCCGGCCCCAGUGGGGGCUGGGCUGCCUCUCCCAGCCUCGGCGGCGUCUCCCCCAGUGCCGCUUCCGGAGUGGAGACCCCUGCAGGGCGUGAGGGUGCCGCUGCUGGACGCCCGCGCCUGUGACCGCCUCUACCACGCGGGGACCGACGUGCCCCUGGGCGAGCGCAUCGUGCCGCCGGGGAGCCUGUGCGCCGGCUACCCCGAGGGCCGCAAGGAUGCCUGCCAGGGUGACUCUGGGGGACCCCUGACGUGUGUGAAGUCUGGGCGCUGGGUCCUGGUGGGUGUGGUGAGCUGGGGCAAGAGCUGUGCCCUGCCCAGCCGCCCAGGUGUUUAUACCAACGUGGCCACCUACAGCCCCUGGAUCCAGGCCCGCCUGUCUCUGCCGCUGCACCGGCAGGCGCCGGGUGCCCGGGCCCCAUCUGCCUGAGCCCUGCUCAUCCCCACCUUCUGCCCUGAUUCGAGGCUGAGGCCCGACAGGGCUAAGGGGUCGCCCCUGUAUCAGUCUGUCCUAAACCCCCUCCUCUUCGGGGCUCACCGAACCUGGCCUGCCCACCCCCCACACCAGCCCCGCUCCCUGUCCUCCGGCUCAUAUUGAUGCUCCUGGGUGCUGGGCCCGGAGUCGGGCAGCUGACCUGCAUGCCCCCUUUGCUGGAGGAAGUCAGAGGGAGGUGCGCCAGGUGACCCCCAAAGGGCUGGAGCUGAAGGCAGCAAGCUGCCCGGAGCCGGCGCAGGCACACCCUCGAGCUGCACCCGGGAGGCCAAGCCUUACAGUGCUUGGACCGUGGAGCAGCCCCCAGGCCGCGCAGGCCAAGCCCUCCCGACAUCCAAGCAGACAACCCACCCUGGCCUGGAGCUGCCCUUUAAUAAAGCUGCGUGGU
Molecule: messenger RNA, 1282 nt
Organism: Condylura cristata (star-nosed mole)
Lineage: Eukaryota; Metazoa; Chordata; Mammalia; Eulipotyphla; Talpidae
Gene: PRSS33
Product: protease, serine, 33
Exons: 4
Biological process (GO): proteolysis
Molecular function (GO): serine-type endopeptidase activity
Source: RefSeq, a predicted model, not a curated record